This is a messenger RNA of Ostertagia ostertagi, 303 nucleotides long. Lineage: Eukaryota; Metazoa; Nematoda; Chromadorea; Rhabditida; Trichostrongylidae. The record is from the annotation of a GenBank genome assembly.
AUGGAACUUCUGGCGAUAUCGAACAAACUCGAAACCUUCAACGACUGCAACGACAGAAUCUAUGCAGACGAGCAAUCGCUAGUAAUGGACGACAAUGGGAAUCCUCUUAUAUGUGUUUUCUGCCAAGACAAGGGAAAACACGAACCCAACAAUUGUCCAAAUGUGCGAAUCGCCAGUGAAAGAAAAGAAAUCCUAAAGAGAUGUCAGGGAUGCUGGUUCUGCCUCAAGAACCAUAUUGGAACAUGCGCCGAAAGAGAAGCCUGUGAAUACUGCGGAAAAGGGAGCCACAAUAAGGCCUUGUGU